AUGGCUACCAACUGGUCCGCUGGUAGAACUGUUUGGAGAAGGUGGCCCAGCGAACUCGGAAUUCCCUUGAACGCAAAGGUUGCUGAUGUGUCUAAUGUAACAUCUUGGGAUCUCCCUCACGCUAGAUCAGAAAAGGCUCUCCAACUUCACAUUGCCCUCACAUCUGUCUCUCCCCCGAGGAGCACAGACACAAACGACUCCUACAACUGGAAAGUAAAUGGUUCGAUCUGCAAUGGGUACUCCUCCUCUCAAACUUGGGAGGCGAUCAGGCCUCGAGAAUCAACUAAAGCAUGGGCACCAACAGUCUGGUUCAAAGGUGCUGUUCCCAAGCAAGCUUUUAAUAUGUGGCUCACUACACUCAACAGGCUCCCGACAAAAACUCGCCUGGCUUCUUGGGGUCUGAACAUCACCACUACAUGCAGUCUAUGCAACUCCGCAGAUGAAGCCAGGGACCAUCUCCUUUUGAACUGCAGGUUUGCCGUGUACCUUUGGGCUGCAGUCUUCGCAAGGCUCUCCCCUCGACAGCCACCGUUCAUAUCUUGGGCUGAGCUGCUCUCUUGGUGUAGAGUCCAAUCGCCAUCAGCGCCAUCUACCCUGCGAAGACUAGUCACCCACGUUCUUGUAUACCACGUAUGGAGACAGAGGAAUAAUUUUCUCCAUAACAAUACCCAUCUCUCUUCAGCCGAAACAUUCAAAUUAUUGGACAGAGAUGUGAGGAACACGACCACCGCUCGGCGCAACAAACGCAACUUCAACAACCUCAUGGCGCUUUGGAUCAGAUGA
Molecule: messenger RNA, 783 nt
Organism: Brassica oleracea var. oleracea
Lineage: Eukaryota; Viridiplantae; Streptophyta; Magnoliopsida; Brassicales; Brassicaceae
Exons: 1
Coding region: 1-783 (260 amino acids)
Source: RefSeq, a predicted model, not a curated record